Plasmodium gonderi is the source of this 1104-nucleotide messenger RNA. Its product is annotated as 6-cysteine protein. The transcript has a single exon. Gene Ontology annotation, cellular component: plasma membrane; cell surface. The record is from RefSeq and is a predicted model, not a curated record. Lineage: Eukaryota; Apicomplexa; Aconoidasida; Haemosporida; Plasmodiidae. Gene Ontology annotation, biological process: symbiont entry into host. Bases 1 to 1104 code for a protein of 367 amino acids.
AUGGGCAAGCUAAAAGGAUCCCUGUGUGUACAGCUGCUGAUUUGGUGGCUAGCCAACUUAGUAAAUGGGUUCACACACAUAUGUGAUUUCAACGAUGAUUUCAGCUUAGAGUUCGGGGAUACACAAGUAAAAGGUAAAGAAAAAGUAUGCACACUGAAGCCGGGACUUCUGGACAAGGUAGUAAUAAGAUGUGGAAGUGAUAAUUUAAAUUAUAAGUUAUAUCCACCCAAAUGCUUUGAACAAGUAUAUACAUCUAAAACGAUGGAGAAUCCAGAGACGCUAACCAAAUGGGCAUAUGGUGUAUCUGAAAAGAAGGACAGACCAGAAGAGAUAACCAAAUGGGUAUAUGGUGUAUCUACCGUGAUGAAAAGGAAAUAUCAUGAAGAUAACUCAGAUCCCAAAAAAAAAAAUUUUGAUGAUGUUUCCUUUAGAGUACCACCAAAUACUGAAAAUGAUGAAAAGGCAGUAUACUGCUUCUGUGAAAAUAAAAUAAAAAUUAAAGUUCAGAAAACAAAUGAAGAAAUAUAUGAAAAAGAAAUUUUCAAUAUAGGUAUUGCUGAAAUAAUUUUACCAAAUCACUCACGGAAAAUUGAUGGUUGUGAUUUUACUCAAAACAAUUCCCCUAUAUUUACAAAAGGCUAUGAUACAGAUUUUUAUAAUAAAAAAAAUAAUGAAAAUAAGAAUGAUGUUAUUUGCAAAAUACGUGUUAGGGAAAAUCAAUUUAUUGGUUUUAAAUGUCCUAAGGAUUAUAACAUCGAACCAGAAGAAUGUUUUCUUAAAGGUUUUAACUUGGAAGGACAAGUUGAAAAUUUUCAACAUACUCUUCAACUUGGAGAAUUAAUAAUGGAUCAUUAUAACAAAAUAUUUUACGCUCGUGUUCCUGAGAGAAUAUAUCAAAACACGCAACUAUUUUGUUCAUGUAUAAAAGAUGAUCAGAGACUUACAGCACAUUUUGAAUUUACCAGGAAGAUAGAUAACUCACAACUUUCGCACGACACACCAGACACAAAUGUUUUGCAGAGCCGAAAUGGAAGCUCUUCCCCGGGCAUUGCAACCACUUUCCUUAUCUUCCUCUUCUCCAGCAUCAUCUAUCUUUCAAUGUAG